AUGAAAACUCAUGGAGACGGUCUAUUUCAAAAAUCUCUUGGAAUACAUGGCGAUUGGACGUUUAAUGUAUUUCGAUUGGUUCCAAUUGAACAAGAUCCAAAUUACAAGAACAAGGAUGAUUUCAAUGAACCUCAUUACAGAGUAACAAUUUCUUACGCAUAUCCCUCCAAAAUAGAUAUCAACGAAUCAGAUGGAAAACAUGUUGAUGAUAAUGAUCCUACAUCAGUAAUUAAACACGUUAAGCAACUAAUUCGAAAAUUUAGGCCGGAUUGCGAAAUGACUGACGUUUUAUUAGAGUUAUGGGAUUUGGUUCCUAAAACUGAUCCAAAUGAUCCAGAAAAAUAUCCUUUUAAAACCUAUAAUCCAGCCACACGAAGAAAAUUGCGAGAUGUUGAUCCAUUGUCCGUUAAUCCUUGGAAAAGUAGCCGAGUAACUUUAUUGGGAGAUGCUGCUCACGCAAUGAGCCCUGUACUUGGAUUAGGAACCAACAAUGCAAUUGAAGAUGCUUAU
Molecule: messenger RNA, 510 nt
Organism: Funneliformis caledonium
Lineage: Eukaryota; Fungi; Glomeromycota; Glomeromycetes; Glomerales; Glomeraceae
Source: the annotation of a GenBank genome assembly